This is a messenger RNA of Anoplopoma fimbria (sablefish), 3085 nucleotides long. Its product is annotated as G patch domain-containing protein 2-like. Bases 59 to 1423 code for a protein of 454 amino acids. The transcript has 12 exons. NCBI's taxonomy places the organism in Eukaryota, Metazoa, Chordata, Actinopteri, Perciformes, Anoplopomatidae. The record is from RefSeq and is a predicted model, not a curated record.
AGUGCGUCUGGUGUCCCAGCUGUGCAGAAAACAAAACAAGACAAGCUGCGACUGCAGCAUGAUGGAUGAGCUGGUGCAGGACCUGGUGUCUGCUCUGGAGCAGACCUCAGAGCAGAACAAGCUGGGGGAGCUGUGGGAGGAAAUGGUCCUGAGUCCACUUCACCGGCGCCGGCAGAUCCGGCGUCGUAGAGGCCGCAAGCGCUAUCGUGAAUCUUCCCUCUAUCCGCUGGAGCACAGACGAUGCUGGAUUGAGGCCUCUGAGUCCAGUUUGGACGAGACUAAAGGAUACAGGGAGAACGCUUCCUCAACCAUCACUGCCGCUGUGGCCAACUGCAGCGACUCUGACGACGUGACUUCAACCAACCGAUGGCGCUCCGUCAUCAGAGGCCCCGUCAGGACUAGGCAGCCCUCCUGGCCAGAGUCUGACUCCUUCACCGAGAAUAACGCAGGUCGGCAUCUCAGGAGGCGGAGGAAGGUCAAACGCAUGACCGCAGACAUCACAGUUAGGUUGCAGCAGAAGUUAAAGGUUUCUGGUGUAGAUGGGAAACGGAGACACAGGCCGUCUAGGAUGCAGAAUCUGUCGGGAUCUAAGAAGAGGUCUGGCGGUUGCGUGGGAGCAGAACGACAAACUGAAGGAGCCAGGCUGAUGGGAAAGGAGUGCUGGAAGAGAAAGAUGGCCAAGGAACACAGAGAUGCUGCAGAUGAGAAGAUGUCUGAGGGGGAAACCAGCAGCACAUGCAGCAGUGACCCUGGUCUGUUCACCAAUGAUGAGGGAAGACAAGGCGAUGACGAGCAGAGUGACUGGUUCUUCGAGGGGGACUGUGGAGUCGGGAAGGGUGUGGCCGGCCUGCUGCCCAGCUGGGAGUCAGACGGCCAGCUUUCCCUCGAGGAUAACCGGCCUCCGCCUACCUUCCUGCAACCAGCACGGCCCUCCCAGAGAGGAUAUCGGUAUCGUUCACCCCUUAAGCGAGUGCCUGGCUCUGCUGCCUGCUGCAUUAGGAAGGACAGGAGGCGACUUCCAAGCAAGGGCAACGGCGUGCCAGUCUUUGUAGAAAGACUGAGACACUUCUCUCAAGAUCCUUACCAGAGAGACUUUUGGCUGCCUUCUGUUGGGAAACGAGAUCGAAGCCAGUUGAGCCCUUUGUGCCCAUUACCAGUGUGUCCUAUUGACAUGAUGUCAGAGAGCUCCCAUCUCAGAUGUUCCUCCUCAAUCUGCAGAAACAGGCAGACUAAUGUCUCCUGUGCAUACCAGCCCCGGAGUGACAUCAGGAGGAGGAGGACAACGGAAGCUGUGUCCGUCACAACAUCAGCUAGCAACCCAUUUCAUAAGGAUCACCGGAGAGAAGAGCCACAGGGAGCCAGUAACACCUCGACCCUGGAGACUGUGGGACCAUGUGCACCAGAAACUUUAAAGCCUUAUUGAAGAGAAGAAUCGCAUUUAGUAGAAUGAGAUUUGCCAAUUAACGAGAGCGUCUUGCUGUUUCCCUAUCUGUCAGUCUGUGUUUUGGUGCCAAGGACAUUGACAGGUAAGGAAGACGCAUCAGUUCAGAUACAGUUCCAUUAGUAGCAGGAGGGGAAACACCUCUCCUCCCUCUCUGGUAAUUAGCAGUCACCAUAAUGACAUCUCAGCCAGACUGUGUGCCCCAAAAUGUAUUUCCAAUGGCCAGGAAGUGGGGGAAUGGCUUCCGUGCAGCCAGUCAAUUGCCCUGUUACAGUUAAGGAAUCCAGCAGGCUGGUACCACUCAUAUUUCAUCCCAGGUAAAGAUUACCUGUCAGGCCCAUGGGAGAUGUAUUGAUCUGUUUUCCUUUUUCCGCCAGCAAUCACCUGACAAAGGCACCUAAGAGGCGAGUGAAUGAGUGAUGCCCGGUCUCCCUGCUUCAGCGUAGUGGCUUCUAGUGUCCACUGAUGGGUGGAGAGGUGAUGAGGAAGAGGAGAGAUAAUGCAGUCAUAAACUCUGUUUGAACCUCCUCUGUAUGCAUGCAGGGCAGCCCCUUGGCCCUCUGGGUCACAGGUCAGUGGGGGAAUUAGCUUUUUUUUUUGUGGCUCCUUUCUUGUCUGUAGCGUUUGUUCUGGCUGUUUAGUGUGUAGUGAUGAUAAAAAAAAAAAAACACAUGCAAAAGAGGCUCUCUGGUUCCUGCUGACAAAUGCAUGUUGCGAGUCACCGUAGUUCAACUCACUUUGGGUUUCAAAAGUGAUUCCUGUUUGAUCUGGGCACCCUUCUCACAAUGAAAUACAACCUUGUGUGGUCAGGGUUUCCUGUGAUUGUCAGUGUGGUGGCGCUACAUUAGCAAUGAUCAAUUUAUUUAACAUUAUCUCGUGUAUUUUGGCAGCUAAAAGUAUUUAUAUAUUUGCCUUGUUAAUGGAAUGUCAGACCUGAUAUUAUCCAUGAAUCCAUGUAUUGUAAGUGAUUGCACUGUAUAAAAUGUGUAUUAUUUAUGAUGUGAUGCAAUGAUAUAAUUAUAGGUCCAUUAAUUGAGGAUUUAGGUCUGAGGACAUUAAAUUCAUUAAAUCAAUUUCAUGAUAGAUUGUAGAGUAGAUAUGUUUCUCUAAUUUUUUUACUGUCGUAUUUUUUAAUUUAAUUUACAAGGAUUUAAAAAUAUCUCCAUGUUAUCAGGGCUCUUAGGCAGCUAUCCAUAUUUGAUACGUAGUACAAAUAGCAUCUUAUCUCAUAGGCUGUUAUCUUUACAUUUAACAGCAGUGGAGGCAUGCGUAAUUGCUUUGCAAAUGAUCUAAAGAGGAUUACUCCUCCCUUAGAAAGCCUGCACUGUGUCACUAGAUGUGAGAGAAACAUUACAAUGGCAACAUUUAAUCAAACCUGCAGUGCAGUGUUUAUGCAGUAGGUUUUCUAUGACAGUGUUAUGUCAAAAUAAGUGUCUGUAUGAAGUGAAUACUCUGCUAUGAAUAAACUAUGUAUGAACAUUAUUAUGGAUUAGAAGCUGUUAUAAGAAGUUGUAGUUCUACUCAUGUCAUUUGUGUAUUCAAAAUAAAAUCAAUGGGAUUUAGAAAAAAAAGAUGUAAUGUCAUGCCUUCAUGUCAUCUGUAAUGUUUUAAUCAUUCUUCCCUGUCAUCAGUAUUCAUAAUAAA